AUAUUGUUCUGUGUUUUUCUACGCACAAUAGAGAUGUUGGUCUAUAUAUGGAAGGAAACUGGCUGGUGCUCAUCUAAUCAGGACCAUGUGAAGUGUACACUUGUGGUGUGUAAACAACUCUAAACAACAGAAAUGAUCCAGACAACUCUUCCUCUACUUGUUUUACUAGGACCGUUCACUGCCAUCUUAAGUGACGUCAUCCUCAUCAAUGAACAAAAGAACUGGACUGAAGCUCAGGCUUUCUGCAGGGAGUUUUAUUUGGAUCUGCCCACAGUUCAGACGGAUGACGACAGGCUUGAGAUCCAGAAGGCCUUGAGUGGAGCAAACCCUGAAACCUGGGUGGGUCUGUACGGCAGCAUCUGUGUGUGGCGCUGGUCAUAUCGGAGUCAGGAUCUGCUGUUUUCAGCCUGGGCUCUGACUGAAGACCCGAGCCCCAGAACACAGAGUGCAUGUGCAGUUAUCAGAAACGAUGGAUUCUGGUACGCCACCAACUGCACACAGCUGAAGCCCUUUGUUUGCUAUAGAGGUAACAUACUUUUUGGCAGCAUUGUGUUGAGUUGUCUUUGUUUUUAUGAUUAGAUUUUUUUUAAAUGCAAAUUAUUUGCUUUUUGCUUGAUGUUUAUUUUAAGGAUUAUUAAAUUAAUAG
This is a messenger RNA of Danio rerio (zebrafish), 646 nucleotides long. The record is from RefSeq and is a predicted model, not a curated record. Lineage: Eukaryota; Metazoa; Chordata; Actinopteri; Cypriniformes; Danionidae.